Eleginops maclovinus (Patagonian blennie) is the source of this 882-nucleotide messenger RNA. RefSeq names its product protein POLR1D-like. The record is from RefSeq and is a predicted model, not a curated record. The transcript is spliced from 3 exons. The coding region runs from base 142 to 561 and encodes 139 amino acids. Lineage: Eukaryota; Metazoa; Chordata; Actinopteri; Perciformes; Eleginopidae.
ACAGCUAAAGACACAGGGUCCUCGCCCGAAGGACCUCGCGGUGAAGUAAACACAAGUGUUUGCUCGCGUUAAUUAAGAAACUAUCGAUUUUGGUCGAAUUAACUUUAUUUUAUUUAACAGUGUGUGAAUUGCAAUAACGCCAUGGGAGAGGAUAACGAACUGGAAAAGCGUGCAGUGGAGGAGCUGCUGAAGGAGACUGACAGAGCGCGAGUGAGAGCGGAGACGAUGGGCCCUGCAGGAUGGUUAAAGUGUCCCCUGAGGAGCACCAACAAGCGCUUCCUCCUCAACACGCUGCGCUCCACCAACCUUCAGCGACGCAGCGGAGACUCCAGGGACGGACACUCGAGGACGAGAAGCGAGUCCCCGGAGAGAAGCCGCCAUCGUAGCAGAACCCCUCCCAGAGAUCACCAUCCCACAGACCAUAAACACCAUCACAGGGACAGUGGCAAACACAAAGACAAGAAGCAGGAUCGAGACAAAGAGAGGAGCCACAAGGACAACGGGGGCCGGAGACAUGGGAGGGAUGGACACAACAGAGACAAAGACAGGCUUCAUGAGUAACGACUGCAGAGGAGGACAUCUUAUUUUACACCACCUGCACAGAGAACACUGAACGCCUCACAGAGCUGCUGGCACACUGACAGACCUCUGUCUACCUGUCUGGGGAGACUUUAAUUUAAGUUUGUCUUCCUGUUGGCGGAAAAUGUUCUCACUGUUUACUUUUAAAUGAACCAUUUUGUAGUAAUGAAGUUGAUUUGAUGACCUUUUCAAUGUUCUUUCACCCCGUAUUUUCCACUAAAAGCAGAGUCAAUAAAAUAUCAAGUUGCCGUUGCAGCCCAGCACUUUUCACAAUACAGAUUCUUGCCCCCCCCCCCUCACAGG